CGCUCCCCUCGCCGCGAAUACACCUCAGGCGCCGCAGACGACGAUGAGGAGGCCCGGAGGAUCAGUAACUUGAUUGACGAGGAGAUCAAGCGGGAUAAGGAGGCACAACGCAGGAAGAAGGCACAGCGGAGGGAGGUGAAAGUAAUGUUGCUCGGGCAGGCCGAGUCGGGCAAGAGCACGCUGCGGAAACAGUUCCAACUAUUCUACGAGAAGACGAGCCUCGAUACCGAGCGGCCGAGCUGGCGACCGGUCGUUUACUCCAACAUUGUCAAAGCCGUCCGGACCAUCAUCGAAGAGCUCGACUAUUCCCUCCUUUCGCCUACGGCAUAUAACCACUUCUCGCCUGGUUCCGCCACUGCGUCCUCGAGUCCAACGUCAAGCGUGGACCUCUCGUUCAACACCCGCGCAUCCACCUCCUCCAGCGCGGGCGUCGAUCCAAACCCCGUCUACGCAUGGCAGACCGAGCUGUCCGCGCUGAGGCAGAAGCUGCUCCCCCUGGUCGCAAUGGAGGACUCGCUCGCGCUCGAACUGUCUGGAGGCAUUGCCGUCGGCGGCGGCAAGACGGGCGUGUACGUCCGCUCCGGGUGGCAAGCGCUCGUGACUCCCUCGCCAUCGCUCAGUCACCUCUCCUGGCUCUCGGAUAUCCGCAAAGCGCCGGGUCGAGUGACCGUCAUCGCCGACCUCGCAGCGCGAUCGUUGGCGGCCUUGCAAGACGGGAUAGCUACGAUAUGGAAACACCCCGCCGUAAAGCGCCUGAUCAAGUCACGGCAGCUCCGGCUGGACGAGACAGCUGCCUACUUCUUAGACAACAUCCAUCGUAUCGCCGAACAGGAUUACCUUCCGACUAAUGAGGAUAUCCUCAAUGUCCGAAUUCAGACCUUGGGUGUACAAGAGCACGAGUUCGACAUAUCUAUGGGUGGCAUCCGCUACAGCUGGAACCUGUACGAUGUGGGAGGAGCGCGCGGGCAGCGACACGCAUGGGUGCCCUAUUUUGACGAUGCGACCGCGAUCAUCUUUUUGGCCCCAAUCAGCGCAUAUGAUCAGUACCUCGAAGAGGAUUCGCGCGUGAACCGGAUUGACGACUCGCUCCAGCUCUGGACCGCGAUCUGCUCGAACAAGCUCCUGAAGCAAGCCGCGCUGGUCCUGCUCCUUAACAAGACGGACCUCCUACGCCAGAAGCUCGACGCCGGGAUCAAAGUUCGCAAGUACAUCACGUCCUACGGCGACCGCGAAAAUACCUUUGAGGAAGCGUCCGAGUACUUCCGCGCGCACUUCAUCCAGGUCCACCGGCGCAAGGACAUCUCACGCCGUCAGCUGUACGUGCACUUCACGUCCAUGCUCAACGUCAAGGCGACGCAGACCAUCAUCGUCAACGUCAACGAAUCCAUCAUCCGUAAACACCUCGCAGAGACCGGUCUGUCAUAAGAUCGACGAAAGACGCUCGCAUAGCUUGUCGUCUGCAUCGCCGUCCCGCACGCCAUAAUUGAGUGCCCCCAGUCUCCGCCCUUCCGUUUCGCGACCCACGCUACAUCUUGUUGUAUUCACCCCGUUCCUCAUGCCGUGCGCCCCGUGUACAGUGCCGAUUCUCCGGACCGCUGCCCGCUGCUGCUAUGUAUCGAUACCACAUCUACGUGUAUGCUGCCCAUUUUAAUCGCAUUGAUUCC
Messenger RNA from Punctularia strigosozonata HHB-11173 SS5, 1664 nucleotides. RefSeq names its product G-alpha-domain-containing protein. Gene Ontology annotation, biological process: adenylate cyclase-modulating G protein-coupled receptor signaling pathway. Gene Ontology annotation, molecular function: GTPase activity; G-protein beta/gamma-subunit complex binding; guanyl nucleotide binding. NCBI's taxonomy places the organism in Eukaryota, Fungi, Basidiomycota, Agaricomycetes, Corticiales, Punctulariaceae. The coding region runs from base 145 to 1425 and encodes 426 amino acids. The transcript is spliced from 13 exons. Gene Ontology annotation, cellular component: heterotrimeric G-protein complex. The record is from RefSeq and is a predicted model, not a curated record.